AUGGGACUGAAAGACCACUUCCUCGCGCCGCUCUUGCUCUCACGAAACCCAGAGACAAACGACCGGAGAACCUUCUUCAAGAAUGAAGCAGCUAUGGCCGAGGCCAUAAACCAGUGGGAAGAUGAUGGGACUGGCCCCUGGAGCAAAUAUGGAUGCGAGCUCACAAUCGGUUGGUUCAAAUCUGACACGAUAACUUCAAGCGCUGAAUUUAAAGCACUGCCGAAAUCCAGACAAGAAUUCAUGAGCCGUAAAUCCAUCCCUCACUACGAGAUUGUCGCGGGAUUCCCGAUCCAUCUCCUUUUCCCGGGCAUGUUGUCAGAUUAUAGCUACACCUGUUUAGCUGUCUUCCUGAUGAAUGUACAAUCGGUCGGCGAAGUCCGACUUCAAUCGUCGAACCCGGAUGACCCACUUCUCUUCGACCCGAAGAUUCUAUCGCACCCAUUUGACCAGUGCGCUCUGAUUGAUAUGUAUGGUCAUCUGCUGGAGAUCUCGAAACAUCCUUCCUUCGCAAAGGAUACGUUGGCCACGGUUUUGGGACCGAAGUCCGAGUCCGAUGAGGAUAUUUUGCAAUUUUGGAAGGAGAGUGUGUCUUCUUCAUGGCACAUUAUGGGUACGGUCAAGAUGGGUAAAGUUGGAGAUGAUGACGCUGCGGUUGAUAGUGGGUUCCAUGUCAUGGGCCUUGAGGGUCUCCGCGUGGCUGAUAUGAGUGUUGUGCCUGUUCUAACCAAUAACCGUACCCAGGCCACGGCGUAUGUUACUGGUGCGACGUGUGCAGAUGUUUUGAUUAGGGAAUAUGGAUUGGAGCAGUAA
Molecule: messenger RNA, 810 nt
Organism: Penicillium manginii
Lineage: Eukaryota; Fungi; Ascomycota; Eurotiomycetes; Eurotiales; Aspergillaceae
Product: GMC family oxidoreductase
Exons: 1
Coding region: 1-810 (269 amino acids)
Molecular function (GO): flavin adenine dinucleotide binding; oxidoreductase activity, acting on CH-OH group of donors
Source: RefSeq, a predicted model, not a curated record